UGUGUGUGUGUGUGUGUGAGAGAGAGAGAGAGAGACUGUCACCAAACAUCGACUGAGUUUGGUAGGCUUACUGCACGGACCACACACACACUCCCCACAACGCCGCAUCGGCCCCGCUCGUAACCUACAUCGAGCUAGUCAAGUACCGCGUCCGGGGAAAAGGUGAGACGGCGCCGGGUAUGGCUCCAGGAAAGUGUCGGUUCGUUACAGAGAUCAUUGUGGAAGUCUGGAAGAUGUUGAUAUAAGGACUUAUUCAUCUGAUAUGAACUUUAUUUUACCGAAGUCGGAACUUAUUAAGGUGCGACACGAUAUAGACCAGAGGACUUCCAAGGAGACAAACAACCAUGGAGGGACUCUACUUUGACGUCAAGCCCUGUGACCAACGCCCCAGCAGCCCUCCCCCUCCCUCCCCCCUUCCCCUCACCCCAAACACCACCCCUCCCCUCCCUUCUCCUUUAGCCCCCUCCCCCCUUAUUCUCCCCCAUAACAGAACCUCUUUCUCAGCCCUCACUCCCUCCCCCUUGUUAUCCUCCCCCCUCAACCCCAACACCCAUUCUCACCCAGCCCCUCACCCCCUCCCGCCUUAACCUCACCCCUAACAGAUGGUCCUACACAACCCUCACCCCUACACCCUCCCCCUCCACCUCACCCCUCUCGGAAGAAACACUGCUCCCAAAGAGGAGGAAGAGGAGGAAAAGGAGGAAGAGGUUCAAUACAAACUGACUCUGGUUGGCUGUCUCCCAGUCCAUCCCCUCACCACCAUGGCCAUGCUGCCCUGGGUCGUGGCUGAGAUCGGGAGGCCUCGGCCUGGGGAGAGAGAAAAGCCCGUAGGGGUCAGGCCGCCUGGAAGUCCUGCAAGUAGAGACACACGCACCGGAAACGGAGGUGGACUUCCUGAAGCGCUGAGCGUUUCCUCACGACGAGACCAGACGGUGUGUCUGUGUGUGUCCGCCUCGUGGGUGAGGUGUGUGUGGACGGAGGAGGAGGAGGUGGAGGAGAGGGACAGGCGGCCGUGGGACCCCCUCACACACACUCGCGCGGUGUUGUUUGAAUGCCGUCCGCACCUCGUCAUCAAGCUACUCCACAACAGCAGGGAACCGUGUAGCUUUGGUUGUCUGGUUCGAGGUACACAUCUCUGUUACUGCUACGUCUUCCAAUGUCAGGACUGCGCCAAGGUCCCUGAGAUCAUCAGUAAGCUGCGUCAGGCUGGGAAGAGCUCGGCGCGCAACGAUGACCUCGCGGCUCCUAAACCCGCCGCCUCUUCCACAGAAGACUGUGCGUCCUCGUCGUCCUCGGCCAGCGCGUUCACAAAGAGGUUCGAGGUCCUGUUCUGCGGAAGAGUGACCGUCGCUCACAAGAAAGCCCCGCCCGCCUUGAUUGACGAGUGCAUCGAGAAAUUCAGCCAAUCCAUAGGCUCCGGGGAGGUCCUAAACCAGAAAGUGGCGGCGGAUUGGUAGACGGGCUGCUGAGAGCUCUGACUUUACCUACGCUAAAAAUGAACGGAGGAAUUGGGGAUGGAGGUUUCG
This is a messenger RNA of Salmo salar (Atlantic salmon), 1526 nucleotides long. The record is from RefSeq and is a predicted model, not a curated record. Lineage: Eukaryota; Metazoa; Chordata; Actinopteri; Salmoniformes; Salmonidae.